Messenger RNA from Vitrella brassicaformis, 408 nucleotides. The record is from the annotation of a GenBank genome assembly. Lineage: Eukaryota; Vitrellaceae.
CUAAGCUCGCCAACUAGCCUCAAAGAAUCCAUCGCCUUCGAGUGCGGCAGCGAAGAAUGGUGAGUGCUUGACUAACAGGUCCUGCACACGCACACAGGUCCAGCAGAGGGAGAGAGCAGCACAUGUCCACCAUGCAAUUCCGUUAUGCACCAGCGUUCGUGGUGCCACUCGCUCUUUUUUCUUACCUUCUUCUCGUAGAAUGUUUGUUUUGCCUCUGCUGUUCCAACGACUAUCCUCCAGCGACGCCUCUCCCAUCCACCGCACUUUUUUGUGACCGUCUGCGGCCCGUGUGUUGUCUGUGCACGUCGGAUAAAUGCUGAGAUCUCCGAUUGUUGCGCUACUUUUCGGUCUGCUCGCAUCAGAUAGCGGCGUAACAAUGGCAACGAACGAACGAACGGCAAGAAGAGA